Molecule: messenger RNA, 1612 nt
Organism: Phalacrocorax carbo (great cormorant)
Lineage: Eukaryota; Metazoa; Chordata; Aves; Suliformes; Phalacrocoracidae
Source: RefSeq, a predicted model, not a curated record
GGAGAGAGGGGCUGUGCCCCCACCGCGUCCCUACCCGGGAGUCUCGCCGUUACGGCGGGGCAGUGACCGGGCGCGCCGCCCCCACCGGCGCGACUAUGCCCGCCGUGACGGGCCGGGCCGGGCCGCAGCGCCCCUGCGUGUGGCCGCCCCGCCGGCUGGCGCUCGGGCCGGGUCCGCAGGCGGCGGUUCGCGGCGGGCGACCCCCGGGGGAAAGGAGGGAAGCCCCCCGCAGCCCGGCGCACGGCGGGUACUGGCGGCCCCGCACCUGUUGCGAGCGAGGGAGGCCAGUGCCGGGCCCCGCUACGCUCCCGCUCCUCACGGCCGCCCGCGGCCAUCCGGGCGCGCAGGAGCCGGGCCGCACCGCACCGCUCCCCGCACCAACCCCGACCCCAACCGCCGGCAGCACCUCACCUGCGGGGCGCCGGUACCCGCCGCUCCUGCCCGAGGCCUCCGCCAUGUCUCCUCCUCGCCGAACGCGGCUGCUCCGCCCCGCGGAUCCGCGGCCCCGGGCAGGUAAUACCAGUCAUCAGAACUACAGUUGAAGGAGGAUGAAUUAAUCAGGCAACUCAUGGUAAACAGCUGUGGCAUGCACACAGCUUCCUGAGAUAUGGAAAUUCUACACUCUUUGCAAGAUCACUUACAGAACUUCACCACUGCAUUGAAAGUGCAUCUCAUCAUCACUACGCACUUCCAACAGCAGCAAAACAUUUCUACAGGAGCUCAUCUACAGACUUACCCCUGAAAGGCAAGUUGGAAAAAUGCAGUUGCAGCGUGGAGAUACUAGCAAUAUGUUCAAAAGACUCUAAGUCUAGUUUAUAGAGGAGACAGAAGGAUGAAAAAGACUUUACAAUAAGUCAAGAAUUACAGGAAUUCAUGGAGAAGAAUGCCAGCUGUAAAGGAUAUGUUACUACACAUUCAGUGCUUUCUCCCAUACCUUCCCUGAAACUAUUACUGACUAAUCUUGACUCUGCACUUUCCUCAAAUCCAACAAAAUCAGAAGCAAAAUGGACACCUUAAUUUUUCCUUCUUAAGCAAGAAAUUUUUUUACAAUGAGGGUGGUGAGACAUUGGAGCAAGGCGCCCAGGGAAGUUGUGAAUGCCCCAUCACUGGAAGUGUUCAAAGUCAGGUUGAGCAACCUGAUCUAGUGAAAGAUGUCCCUGCCCAUGGCAGGGGGCUUGAACUAGAUGGUCUUUAAAAGGUCCCUUCCAACCCAAAUCACUCUGACUCUAUGAUUCUAUAAAUACAGACAUUCAGGAAAACUCAAAGAAAGCAUCAGAAGGGAAACAUUCUUCUCCCAGCCCAUUCCAAACUCAAGAGCAUCUUCCCCACUCAGAAUGGACUUGUCCAUAUUCCCUACAGCUCUACAAGGGUUUUUGUUUGUGUGUUUUAAAGAAUGCUAGCUGGAACUGGAUUCCCCCUUCAGGCAUUCCUGUUUCACACAAACGAUGCCAUUGGAAAGAAAUGCUGUCGGUUUUUUCACUAAGACCUUGAAACUGGAACCAGGUCUUCAUGACAGUGCUCACCCACAGUCAGGCAGGAUCAGGGGUGGUGGCGGAGACCAACUUAAAUAUUCACAUGCUCACUAUCAAAGUGUCCAUAUACAACCAUCAGA